AUGGCAGGCUUCAUGAGUUUCGGCCACGGCCAAGGUCCUUUUCCGCCUUGCCCUGCUCUCCCACCUCGACCACCUACUCCGCCUGAAUUCACCCGCCAACGAAGACCCCUUGCAAACCCAUCCAUGUACGCCCGUCUGACAUGUCUCCUCACGAACUACCUCCAAAGCGAUCUCCAUGCCUCCGCCGCAUACCGAGGUCGAAACAUCUUCAAUGUCUGGCAAUUGCCAAGCCAAGGUGUAAUAAUCCACAGCGCCUCACUCAGCCCAAAUAGCGUUCUUGCGGACGAUGUUCGAUUAUCCACUGAUAUGAAUCUGAAUGGAUUCGUCGUCACUAUUCGGGCUAUCAAGAAUAAGUCCAAAUCGGGCAAUACUUACUACUCCCUCACUGCAAGGUUACAAGCAUAUGACCAGAACGGCGGUCUCGUCAGUUUUCUGAAGAAUGAGAGAGAGGAGAGUGAGAUCAAUAUCUAUGCAGUCACCAUCACUGAUGGCAGAGCUGAUACGAGAGAAUGGGAUUAUAUGAGUUUUAAAGAGGCGUUGACGCGUUUGAGGAGGUCGAGUUUGUUUCUCUUUUAUGAUUGGGGGGAGGAUUGUUCGGAUGCGCACAGGCAAGCGUUGAUUCAAAGGUUGAGACUGAGUAAUGCUACCACUUUUGUGCAUGCUACGGAGGCGAGCUUUAUGGCGAAGAUCAAUGAGUUGAGCUGA
Mollisia scopiformis is the source of this 705-nucleotide messenger RNA. RefSeq lists its product as uncharacterized. The transcript has a single exon. NCBI's taxonomy places the organism in Eukaryota, Fungi, Ascomycota, Leotiomycetes, Helotiales, Mollisiaceae. The coding region runs from base 1 to 705 and encodes 234 amino acids. The record is from RefSeq and is a predicted model, not a curated record.